AUGGGGGAAACCAAACACGGCGGCUCCGCACAGCUGGAGGGGGAGCCCGGCUGGAAGUGCCGACCCCCCUCGCUGCCCCGCGGCGCCCACCCCGCGGAGGCCCGAGGCCCGAGAGCGUCCCUCUCGUUGCAGCUGGGGUUCGAGGACGUGAUCGCGGAGCCCGAGCUAACCCACUCCUUCGACAAGGUGUGGGUGUGCAGCCACGCUCUCUUCGAGCUCAGCAAGUACCUGCUCUACAAGCUGCUGACGCUGGUCCUUGCCGUACCGCUGGCCCUGGCCGUGGGCAUCGUCUUCGCGGUGCUCAGCUGCCUGCACAUCUGGAUCGUGGUGCCUUUUGUGAAAACCUGUCUCAUGGUCUUGCCUUCAGUGCAAACUAUAUGGAAGAGCCUGACAGAUGUUUUCGUCGUACCAUUCUUUCAGAGCCUAGGCCGAUGCUUUGCCAUGAUUAAUAUACGCCUGGACCAAGAGUAAAUGUCAGGGACGCGACACUGCUGUAAUUGUAGCUGGUGUUAUACCUCUUUGCUAACCUAACAUACAAGCACUUACCAUUCAUUCCAAACUGUUAAAUUACAAUGGCUGGUUUAAGUGGGAACAUGCUAUUUUUUCUAAAACACAUUUAUUUUCAGGGAGAUCGUUUAAGAACAAGUAGGCAGUUUUCAUAGCUCACUCUUUUAACAACAGAGUGAAUGCGGAGUAUGUUGGCAACACUUUAUUUUAAUGGUACGUCGAUUGCUAGAUUACAGGAGAAUUUGCGUGGAGGUUUAAUAGCCACCAUGGUGAUAAUGAUUGGCGUUAUUACUAUAAAUAUUUAAACAGGCUGUGAUAACCUCAGUGAAACUGAUCUCUAGG
Haliaeetus leucocephalus (bald eagle) is the source of this 849-nucleotide messenger RNA. RefSeq names its product caveolin 2 (gene CAV2). The transcript is spliced from 3 exons. The record is from RefSeq and is a predicted model, not a curated record. The coding region runs from base 1 to 471 and encodes 156 amino acids. Lineage: Eukaryota; Metazoa; Chordata; Aves; Accipitriformes; Accipitridae. Gene Ontology annotation, molecular function: protein kinase binding; molecular adaptor activity. Gene Ontology annotation, biological process: insulin receptor signaling pathway; positive regulation of MAPK cascade; negative regulation of endothelial cell proliferation. Gene Ontology annotation, cellular component: caveola; cytoplasmic vesicle; perinuclear region of cytoplasm.